AUGAGUUCAGCAAGAAGACCAUGUCCUCCCAAGAUUGUGGAAAUAUCGCGGUCCGUUAAGGUGAUAACUGGAGAGACAGUCUACCUUUUCUGCAGGGCCACUGGAAACCCACCUCCCGUCGUCACAUUUCAGUGGAAUGGGGUUGACUUGGCAAGCGUCUCCAGCACAACACAAGGUGGAGGAAAUGGGGAUCUAAUGAUCCCGUCCACUGAUUCUUCACUCAAUAAGUUUGGUGAGGAGAACGAAGGCGAAAGUAAUACUGAGGAAGGCUGGACCCCUUUAGGAAGGCAACAGGCAACGGGACAGUGCCUUUUGAGAUUACGCCCACGAGUGGAGCACACGAGAGGCCGGCUCUUUUGUCUAGUGAGAAACGCUAUCGGUCAAACUCGCGAAGAGAUAGAAAUCACCGUCUACGGACAGAAUGAUUGUAAGCAAAAUUGGAAUAAAGAACUCUCCAUUCAUUGUGUGCAUUUACUUAACCUCCAUCCAUAUACGCUCUAA
Molecule: messenger RNA, 501 nt
Organism: Protopolystoma xenopodis
Lineage: Eukaryota; Metazoa; Platyhelminthes; Monogenea; Polystomatidea; Polystomatidae
Source: the annotation of a GenBank genome assembly